AUGAAGUUCUCCAACGCCGCUGCUCUUGGCCUCGUGGGCUGUGCCCUUGCCUUGCCCAAGCACAUCGAGGGCGGCGACCGUCAGUCUCUCCCUAACCUGCCAUCCGGCUUCCCCAUCCCGUCCGGCUAUCCGUCCGAGGGCCAGCCCCAGGAGGGCGGCGAGGGUAACUUCCCUGAACCUAGCGGAACUUUCCCCUCUGGCUUCCCCAUCCCCUCCGGUGGCGCUGGUUUCCCUGGGCCUAGUGGCUUCCCUGUGCCUUCUGGUGGAGCUGGCUUCCCUGUUCCCAGCGGACUGCCUGAUUUCCCUGCUCCCAGCGGACUGCCCGACUUCCCUACUCCCUCCAGCGGAGCAGGAUUCCCCGAACAGUCGUUCGACAAGCGGGACGAGGGCUUCCAAUUCCCCGACCCCAGCGGCUUCCCUGUGCCAUCUGGCAUUCCCUCCGGCUUCCCAAUUCCUUCCGGCAUUCCAUCCGGUUUCCCCAUUCCAUCGGGAACACCUUCCAGCGACUCUCCCUUCGGUGACUCCUCCUUCGGCGGAUUCCAGAAGCAACAAUCCCAGGACACCGACGAAAGCGACGACGACAACAACGACGAGCCCGACUUCCCUACCCCCAGCGGACCCGCUCCUUCCGGCGGAUUCCCCAGUGGUUUCCCCAGUGGUUUCCCCGGCGGUCAUCACGGUGGUCACCACGGCGGUCACCAUGGCGAGGGUCACGGCCCGAAGCCGACUGGAACCCAGCCCUCUGGCUUCCCUCAGCCAUCUGGAAGCGGUCCUCGUCCUACUCCGUCGUCUGGCUUUCCCCCUAAGCCUACUGGAGGAGCGCCGUUCCCUUUCUUUGCUUAG
Messenger RNA from Aspergillus pseudonomiae, 843 nucleotides. RefSeq names its product extracellular proline-rich protein. The record is from RefSeq and is a predicted model, not a curated record. The transcript has a single exon. The coding region runs from base 1 to 843 and encodes 280 amino acids. Lineage: Eukaryota; Fungi; Ascomycota; Eurotiomycetes; Eurotiales; Aspergillaceae.